AUGACCCUCCACAACCUCGCCAUCACCAUCACCCUCACCCUUGCCGUCUCAACCAACCUCCUCGCCAUCUCCACCCUCCAAUACAGCCUCUCCAUCUCCCUCACCAAGCCUCAGCUCCGACACCUCCGCAAAUUUCUCGCAUUUGCCAUAUCAGGUACACCAAGAUCUCUACUGGCUCUGGCACGGCUCAUCGACCAUCUCGCCGGACGUAUAGAUCAGCAUAGUCCGUUCGAGGUUGAUGUUACGUUGACCGGGGUGGUAGAUGCCGUGGUUUGGAGUGGAGAGGGGGUGGGGAUGGGGGUGUUGGGGGGUCUUGUUGGGAGGUAUGAGAGGGAGAGAGAGAGGACAAGGAGGGGGUUGGAUGGGGAGAGGGGGUUAGCAGCGACGUGGGUGUGA
Messenger RNA from Zasmidium cellare ATCC 36951, 396 nucleotides. RefSeq lists its product as uncharacterized. The record is from RefSeq and is a predicted model, not a curated record. Lineage: Eukaryota; Fungi; Ascomycota; Dothideomycetes; Mycosphaerellales; Mycosphaerellaceae. Bases 1 to 396 code for a protein of 131 amino acids. The transcript has a single exon.